Molecule: messenger RNA, 5229 nt
Organism: Anopheles moucheti
Lineage: Eukaryota; Metazoa; Arthropoda; Insecta; Diptera; Culicidae
Gene: Ino80
Product: chromatin-remodeling ATPase INO80
Exons: 11
Coding region: 153-5015 (1620 amino acids)
Biological process (GO): DNA repair
Cellular component (GO): Ino80 complex
Molecular function (GO): histone binding; ATP hydrolysis activity; ATP binding
Source: RefSeq, a predicted model, not a curated record
ACUCGGUAACACACGCUUUCCGUACGAGGGGUACGUUUUCGCAGCCGCAAUCCGGUCGAUAAAGCGCACCUCGCGUACAGCUUCUAGUGAUUUUUUGGUGCAAAUCAAUCAUCGUACCGCCAACCAUUGAACGCAACGCAGUGAAUGAAGAAAUGGCUCAAAAGGAAUCGCCCCCAGCCGGCGAUAGAAGCGAGAUGGUCUGUGGAAAUAACAUGAAAAAGUCUCUACACACCCAACGGAUGCUGUCGGCGUUCGGUAUGGCGGGGUAUGUGAGGCAAGCUCAACGUCUCAGCGCUGCCGUAGCAUCGGAUUUCUCCAGCGAUGAGGAGCAAAACCAGUAUUCCGGCUCGUCGGAUGAAUCCGAAGAGUUUGGCAGCAAGUUUUAUCAUCAAGCUGCGGCUCGCUCCUAUCGGGAACGUAUGUUUGACUUCAGUACGGUCGGAUCUGAGCGGCUGUGGUUGAAAAAUUUACUACUCUCCGAAACGGACACAGAAAGCGAUAUCUCGGACGUGGAAGAAUAUAUCCAACGAAUGCUGAAGGAACAUGUACGAGAGAAAAAGAUUCGGGCUAGGUUCAAAGAUGCUCCAAAUAACUCACAGUACGGCUACUACAGUGCCGGCCUGUUGUCGGAUAAUGAUCUUUUCCCCGAACAUCGACGUACCGGAGCUGGGAAGCGAAAGUGCAAAAUUGACCAUGGCACAGGCAAAACGAAAGGUGUAAGGAAAAAGCUAAAACAUGCCAAAAAGCGAAGCGAUGUCGAGGGAAACAGCUAUUCCGCCGACGGUACCAGUUCGUCGAUUCGCGGACCAAUGUUUGGAGACAAGAAAGCGCAAAAGCUGCUACACCUACAGCGUGGCCGUCCAGUAUCAUCGAAGCUUUCGGAUGGCAGUAGUUUUGAACAUCUAGCCGAGCAGAAUCAAGGUUCAUCGGUGGGAGGCAAACGUGGGCGUAAAAUGCGCUUGAAAACACCGGAAGCAUUAAACAUUCGGCGGCGCAAAAUGUGGCAACUGAUGGCGAAGAAGGAAGUGGGUAAGCUGCAACGUGCUAAGGCGAACAAUCACAAAGACACCAUAACGAAUUGUCGCCGAGUGGCGGCCCUUUGCAUGCGGGUCGCCCGCCAAAAGGCAAUGCAGUCCCAGAAGCUGAUGAAGGACACGGUAUGGCGAGCUAAACGGUUAACGCGUGAAAUGCAGGUAUACUGGAAGCGGUACGAUAAGGUCGAACGGGAAACAAGGCGCCGAAUGGAACGGGAGGCCGAGGAGCAGCGCAAGAUGGAUGUAGAGAUCGUGGAAGCUAAACGGCAGCAACGAAAGCUUAACUUUCUCAUUACCCAAACAGAACUGUACGCACACUUUAUGUCGCGCAAGCUGGGCAACGUGUCGGCGGAGGAGCAACUUAAGAUUCUUUCGCAGUUGGACGAGGAAAGCAAUCCGCGGCUAGCUGCCAUCGACAAUUACGAUUGUGAGCGUAUGAAACAGUUAGCGCAGAAGAAUGCAACUGAAGCGUUCCGCAAUGAGCGAGCCCGAACGAAUCAAUUCGAUGUGGUGAUGGAUCAUACGGGCUCGGCGUCACCAGUGAAUGAGUCUGCUGAUGUAUCGCUGGAUGAGUCGAAGGUCAGCGCCGCGGAUGUAAUUCCUGCGAGCAAGAACGAACCAAGUAGUGGAAUCGCUGAACUACCGCAGCCUUCAAUGUUCCGCGGGCGGUUAAAAGGAUACCAACUGAAGGGUGUGGCGUGGCUUGCGAAGUUAUACGAUCAAGGCAUCAGUGGCAUACUGGCUGACGAGAUGGGACUUGGCAAAACGGUGCAGUCGAUUGCGUUUCUUUGUCACAUCGCCGAACAUUAUGGCGUUUGGGGACCAUUUUUGGUCAUUUCUCCUGCGUCCACCCUGCAUAAUUGGCAGCAAGAGAUGGAACGGUUCGUGCCUGAGUUUAACGUCGUACCGUACUGGGGUUCACCGAACGAACGCAAAAUUUUACGCCAGUUCUGGGAGCAGAAGCAUCUGCACACGAAGGAUGCUAGCUUUCACGUGGUGAUCACUAGCUACCAGCUGGUAGUCACCGACUAUAAGUACUUUAAUCGCAUAAAGUGGCAAUAUAUGGUGCUGGAUGAGGCUCAAGCAAUCAAAAGCUCCAGCUCAAUGCGCUGGAAGUUGCUGCUCGGAUUUAACUGCCGGAACCGACUGUUGCUCAGCGGAACACCGAUACAGAAUAGUAUGGCCGAGCUGUGGGCAUUGCUGCAUUUCAUUAUGCCGACACUGUUCGAUUCGCACGAAGAGUUCAAUGAAUGGUUUUCGAAGGACAUCGAAAGCCAUGCCGAAAACAAAACGGGUAUAGACGAAAAGCAAAUAUCAAGGCUGCACAUGAUCUUGAAGCCGUUCAUGUUGCGAAGGAUAAAGAAAGACGUCGAAAACGAGCUGUCGGACAAGAUCGAAAUAAUGGUGUACUGUCCGCUGACGACACGCCAAAAGCUUCUGUACGUAGCGCUAAAGAAAGAAAUUUGCAUCGAAGAUUUGCUGCAUCUUACCACGGUUGGUGGUGGCAGUGGUGAUGGUCAGUCGAUCGAUCGUAACUUUACCUCUAAUCUGAUGAACCUUGUGAUGCAAUUUCGCAAAGUGUGCAAUCAUCCCGAGCUGUUCGAGCGGCGCGAUGUACGCAGUCCGUUCUGUAUGAAAUGGAGCUACGAGUUGUCCGAGCGGCCAAUAUUUCGAAGGCAACUUUUAAUGGAGCACACCGUACCGAGUAAGCGUCAUUGGCUGCAUAAUAGAUACUAUAUAUUUAACGCUUUGUUGGUGCAAAGACGCAUGGUUGGGGCAAACAGUAACGAUACCAGUGUACCUGUAGAAAAGAGCCAUUCAAAAGUGCGUAGAACCCUUUCAAAGACAACGCAUUAUGAUGAUUGGUGCGCACCGUUCAGCUGUGCGCGACUUGCAGGAGGUUUGUCGCCGAAGCAAGUGGAGCAGAUCGCACGAAGAAAUAUGUUCUCGUCCAUAUAUCAACUGAUCGCCGAAUGGGUGCAAUGGAUAACGAUUUUACAUUUUCGCUGGGUUUGGAGAGAUGAUCAAUCGUACACGAGGACAGAUCCUCGUUGCAUGCUGUUGGAACCAUCGGCUGAACGCUGGACGACACAAUGCUUCCCCUGGACAACGAUGGAGCGAUUAUUAUUCACCAGGACUAUCCACACCGCACCCAUUCCGGUGUAUACACACCGCGAUCAUGUGCUGCAUUUUACUUCAGAAACGCUAGACCACCGUAUAAUGCGCAGCCGAAAGCAACAAACACCUGGACAUCCAUUAAACUUGUUGCCCGAGGUCGCUUAUGUUCCCAGCCGAAGGCCAUCAACUGUAUUGCCGCACGAACCGACAGCAAUGCCGAAAUUUCUCUGUCGGAAUCACACUAAAGUACUCAACACUGCCGGUUGCACUGGGUCAGCGGUACGGAGGAUGUCACACUUCAACCGACGGUGGAAUGAUAAUGAAGCUACGGUGGCACAAGAACGGCAACUUAGCGAUCAUGUCCACGCAUCGUAUCCACCACACGGAUGGUCGAAUAUUAUCAUUCCGGACAAGCAGACGCUCGUGUCUGAUGCAGGCAAGCUGGCUGUAUUAGAUUCAUUGUUGGCACGCCUCAAAGAACAAGGCCACCGUGUGCUAAUAUAUUCCCAAAUGACGAAAAUGAUCGAUUUGCUAGAGGAGUAUAUGUGGCACAGAAAACACCGCUACAUGCGGUUAGAUGGUUCGAGCAAAAUUUCCGAGCGACGAGACAUGGUGGCCGACUUUCAGAAUCGGGCCGACAUUUUUGUCUUUCUGCUUUCCACCCGCGCUGGCGGUUUAGGUAUCAACUUAACUGCAGCAGAUACUGUGAUUUUCUACGAUUCAGAUUGGAAUCCAACGGUGGAUCAACAGGCGAUGGAUCGAGCCCAUCGAUUAGGCCAAACGAAGCAGGUUACAGUCUAUCGGCUCAUCUGCAAGGGUACGAUAGAAGAAAGGAUACUGCAACGGGCGCGUGAAAAAAGCGAAAUUCAACGAAUGGUUAUCAACGGGGAUAAUUUCAAACCAGAUACGCUCAAACCAAAAGAAGUUGUUUCACUACUGCUGGACGAUGAAGAAAUCGAGUUGAAAUAUCGCCAGAAAACGGAGGAACGCAGAUUAAUGGAAGAUCCAGUGGCGAAAUCGACCAAGGAACGAGAUCGCAAACAAAAACAAUUGUCCGGUAAAGAACCGACAGGGAAGGAUCGCAAACGAACAGUGGAGCCAGGAACAUCGUGUGAUGAGCCAGGUGGUUUUGGUGAUUCCGCUGCUCCUAGUCCGGCCCAAAGCGAACGUUCGAAUCUCAGUGAUAACACGAACAAAGCCUUGGACGCACUGGACGAUUCAAGCAAUGAAGCAUCUUCUAUGUCGUUCGACAUGCACCGUGAACAGCGGGACAGUAAAGCGCGACCAGUCACGCGUGGCGCUAGUAAACGGGGAAGACCUCGCGGAUCUAGGAGAGGUGGUUCGGGAAGUACCAGACCGAUAGCAACCGAACAACAAGCUACCUCGGACAAAGACAGCGGUCCUUCGGUCUCAUCGUUGCCUGCAGUUCCGCUGGCCGCACCAGUUGCUACCGUUGCACAGGUGAGGCGCGGUCCGGGAAGACCUCGUUUAAAGACAAACGGGCCCAGCAAUCAGGGUACACGUGGAACACACGUACGGCAGACAAUACGAAUACGAAAACCGAUUGGUCCACUUGUCGUACCGCUGGGUGGUCAAACAGCAACGGGUGGUGGAGCUGGUCGUUUGAUGCCGUCAUCAACGCCCAGUACAUCGGCGAAAUCGACCGUUCCAUCCAACUCUUCCUAUCCUCAUCUAGCUCCAGCACAGUCACCAUACAACGCAGCACAAUCCAAACAGCCGGUCCGGGGGAGUAGUACUGUAAACGCCGUUAGAAAUAACUCCCAAACAGUCCCUCCCACGGACAAUCCGAAAAGCCGACAGCAACCGAGACCACCGAUGGAGAACGAUAGUGGUACAGAGUAAAAACCUCCCGCUGAAGUGUUACCAUUCGUCAUUCACAAAUAUUGUAUCAUUUGUAGAACUUACUACACACAAUUGCUACAAAGAAAAAGUAUCCUCUAUGAGCUCAAUGGAGGAUACAGGUGUACAGUUUUCAACAAAAAAUUCUACCUUUAAUGUUGUAAAUUUGCCGUAUGGAAUUGAGAAAUCCGUAUCCGUCCGUACUGUGUGUACGCUU